Fibroporia radiculosa is the source of this 495-nucleotide messenger RNA. RefSeq lists its product as uncharacterized. The transcript has a single exon. NCBI's taxonomy places the organism in Eukaryota, Fungi, Basidiomycota, Agaricomycetes, Polyporales, Fibroporiaceae. The coding region runs from base 1 to 495 and encodes 164 amino acids. The record is from RefSeq and is a predicted model, not a curated record.
AUGCCCGCAUUCCAGAUUGUCUUCGCUGUCUUCCUGGCUCUGGUCCCUUUCGUUCAGCCGCUGCCUAUUCCCAUCCCUCGUAAUUUACUGCAGCAGCCGUCGCCUGUCGAACCUGGCACCUUACUCGGUCGGCGCUAUUCACUGCAAAACCAUGCGUUGUCCGCUGCAGUCCCUACCGACAACAAUGGACAGCCUGUCCCUCGGUAUCAUCCUUCUCAUGCAUCCCCUCGUAGACGGUAUGCCCCCUUCCCGAAGUACCUCGCCGAACGGGCUGUAGCCGAACAUACUCGAUCCUCGGAGGGAAAGGUAGCUCCUACGUCUCACGUUCGCGCCAACGUCGCGGAACAGACGUCUUCAUCGUCGGAGUACAACACCUCGGUGACUCUCGUUCCUCGCCCAACGGCCGCCGUUGAAGCAAAUCACUCGGAGACCGCGAAGCCGAAACGCGUUCAUAAAGACAAGGCUAGAACAGUCAGCAACCAGUCACCUCAGUAG